Molecule: messenger RNA, 1211 nt
Organism: Vicia villosa (hairy vetch)
Lineage: Eukaryota; Viridiplantae; Streptophyta; Magnoliopsida; Fabales; Fabaceae
Product: single-stranded DNA-binding protein, mitochondrial
Exons: 3
Coding region: 80-742 (220 amino acids)
Biological process (GO): positive regulation of helicase activity; mitochondrial DNA replication
Cellular component (GO): mitochondrial nucleoid
Molecular function (GO): single-stranded DNA binding
Source: RefSeq, a predicted model, not a curated record
UUGUCGUUCUAAGACAAGGUGUUUGGGUUUUUCAAGUGGAAAAAGUUUGUAGGGUUUAAGAGAUAGAACAGUGACUAGAAUGCACAACUCCAUUGGAAUGGGAUUCGGAAAAUUCUCAAUCUCAAACGCAACUACGCUCUUUCGCUCUCUACUUUCCACACCCACUCUCCAUCAUCACCACCACAUUCCUCUUCGCUUCUGCACCACCACCAACCCCCCCUCCGAUUCCGACGAUGCCGACUUAGCCACUCCUUCCCCCUCACCCGACCAACCCGAAAGAACCUUCUACGAUCGACCCCUCGAGAAUGGCCUCGAUCCCGGCAUUUACAGAGCGAUAUUGGUAGGCAAAGCAGGGCAAAAACCGGUGCAGAAGAAGCUCAAGAGCGGUACUGUGGUUACUCUGCUGUCAAUUGGAACCGGUGGUAUUCGCAACAAUAGAAGACCACUGGAUCAUGAAAACCCUAGUGAGUAUGCUAAUCGAUGUGCGGUUCAGUGGCAUAGGGUUACAGUUUAUCCUGAGAGAUUGGGGAAUCUUCUCAUGAAAAACGUUCUUCCUGGCUCAACUUUGUAUAUUGAGGGAAACCUCGAGACUAAGGUUUUCUCUGAUCCCAUUACCGGACUUGUUCGCCGAAUUAGAGAGGUUGCUGUUCGUCGACAGGGUCGUGUUGUCUUUUUAAGUCCGGGCGAUGAUUCUGAGCAACAGGCACAACAAAAUGACAUGAGAGCUGUUGGCUAUUAUUAAAUCGUAUGCUUCAAAUGGGAACAUGAGAUUCAGUUGGCUGGGGAGAAUUUUUUAUUUUGUAACUAUAUUCUGUAUGUUUAUCUCGAAUUUGGAACUGUUAGUGACAUUUGCCAUAUUGCAAACUCUUGAUCGGAGUGAUCUCGCUCUUGCUCUUGCUCUGUGCAAUACAAGGAAUAUAUAGUUCAACCUUAUUGCUUUUGUAUGGUGGCAAACUUGUGACAUGGCGUAUUUCAGUUUAACAAAAGGACUUUUGCUAUGGGACCGACCUUUCAUUCUGCUCCAAAGUCUUAGAAGCUACUCUUAAAAGUUAUUGCUAUAUGAAUACGGAAUGCCGAAUGCUUCUUUGCCCCAAUAGUUUGAUAGUUUGCUAAACGUUUGUGUGAACAAAUGGUAUCUUAUUUAUUUCAUUGUAAUUGAACUGAAUAGGAUUGUAACAAUUCUUUAAUAUGCUACUAUGCAUAUUAGUCUA